This is a messenger RNA of Benincasa hispida (wax gourd), 1853 nucleotides long. Its product is annotated as IQ domain-containing protein IQM3-like. The record is from RefSeq and is a predicted model, not a curated record. Lineage: Eukaryota; Viridiplantae; Streptophyta; Magnoliopsida; Cucurbitales; Cucurbitaceae.
AAGUAUUGAUUCAUAUAAGAAUAAAUGCAAAGCAAAGCAAAUGGUGGAUCACCUUCUCUAAAUAGACUCUGGUUUUUCUAACGUCCAGAAAAUCCAGGUUUUCAUUAUCUGAUUGCUUCUCCAGCUCUGUUACAGUCUUUCAAUGGAGGUUCAAACUCAGAGCUUCUCAACCGCCUUUGACCGUGUCCCAAUCACCGAUAAAUCUCCUUUUUCCUACUCCUUAAACCGCAUUACCCUCCCAUUUUCCUCUCCCCGGACGGAAAUGCCCCAUUCCCCUACCGCCGUCGAUUCCACCUCCCUUCGAAAUGGCUUUCCCUCCACAUCUAGCGCCGAUGGGGCCUUUCCUCCCUUCGCCCUGAACUCCUCUCCCAUCGAAUCUCUGAGGGAGCCGACAGCUGCCUUGAAACUCCAGAAGGUCUAUAGAAGCUACCGCACUCGCCGGAGGUUGGCUGAUUCCGCUGUUGUGGCCGAAGAACUCUGGUGGAGAGCUAUAGACUAUGCCAGACUGAAUCACAGUACUAUUUCUUUCUUCAAUUUCUCUAAACCUGAAACUGCAGCUUCUCGAUGGAGUCGAAUCAUGUUAAAUGCUUCAAAGGUGGGCAAGGGAUUGUCGAAGGAUGGAAAAGCACAGAAGUUAGCCUUUCAGCAUUGGAUCGAAGCCAUUGAUCCACGGCAUCGAUAUGGGCAUAACUUGCAUCUGUACUACGAAGAGUGGUGUAGAGGUGACGCCGGUCAACCUUUUUUCUAUUGGCUGGAUGUAGGAGAUGGAAAGGAUUUAGAACUAAAUGAGUGCCCGAGAUCGAAACUCCGGCAGCAAUGUAUUGUGUAUCUUGGACCUCAAGAGAGGGAAAAUUACGAAUACAUAAUUCUGCAUGGCAAAAUUAUCCACAAACAAUCUGGAAAACUCUUGGACACAAACAAAGGAUCUCGAGGAGCAAAGUGGAUAUUUGUCAUGUGCACUGCCAAGAAACUUUAUGCUGGUGAAAAGAUAAAGGGAAUGUUCCAUCACUCUAGCUUCUUGGCCGGGGGUGCAACAUUAGCUGCUGGAAGGCUGGCAACCGAGGACGGAGUUCUUAAGACCAUAUCAGCAUACAGUGGACAUUAUCGGCCAACAGACGUUAGUCUUGUCAGUUUCUUAUCCUUUCUUCAUGAGAAUGGAGUAAAUCUCGAUGAAGUUAAGAUCUACAAGGCCAGUGAAGAUUCUGAAAGCUAUAACCAUGAAGGUGGAGGCAACUUUGAAGGUUCUCCUAAAGGUGAAACCCUUGAGGAAGAUGAGAAUUAUAUAACAUCAAGCCAAUUAGCUGAAGUUUCCAAAACUGAGAACAAAACAGAAUACCAAAGGACAUUAUCUGGAGGUCUGCCGAGUCCAAGAGCUGAAGUCCCUACGACUGCCAUAUUGCAGAGGAUAAAUUCCAAGAAAACAGCAAAAUCAUAUCAACUGGGGCAUCAACUCUCACUUAAGUGGACAACAGGAGCUGGUCCGAGAAUUGGUUGUGUCGCCGACUAUCCUGUGGAACUUAGAGUACAAGCCUUAGAGUUUGUUAAUCUAACUCCAACAGUUCCCACAACACAAGGUCCAAAUGUUGCAUUACCUGCUGUAAAUUGCCCUUCUGAACUCUGCAAUGGCUAUCAGGAUCAUUCCUCUGAAAAGUAAAUUAAUAUUCCCUUGCUUCCUAUGGUUAAUGCUUAAUAUAUAGUAUGCAUUGUACUAAGUAGAUAUCUAUCUGCUGUCCAUUCUCACCUUUUCGUGGGCGAAUGUUGAAUCCUUAUCGAUAUUGUAAUGCCUCUCCCAACACUUUUGCUGUCCUGAGAUAUAAAUACAAAAACGUAAUGAAAUCUUUACCUCAUGCAAA